Alligator mississippiensis (American alligator) is the source of this 869-nucleotide messenger RNA. It is a transcript of the gene DNAJC4, whose product is annotated as DnaJ heat shock protein family (Hsp40) member C4. The record is from RefSeq and is a predicted model, not a curated record. The coding region runs from base 123 to 812 and encodes 229 amino acids. NCBI's taxonomy places the organism in Eukaryota, Metazoa, Chordata, Crocodylia, Alligatoridae. The transcript has 7 exons.
AUGUUGACCUUAACCGGAAGUGGCUCUGGUAAGGGGCGGGGUCGAGUCCAGCGACUGGAAGUGGCGGCGGCUGUGUGUGGUGGGGGCCCAAUCAUCUCCGCCGGUCCCUCCCCCGCUGGAAGAUGCUCCUGGCCCUCCGCCUCUGCUGCCGCCUGUCCGCCCCCCGCGCCUUCACCACCUCCUGCCCCCACUGGGCGGGACGGCCGGACCCCCAUGCACUGCUGGGCCUAAAGCCGGGGGCGACACAGGAGCAGAUCAAGGAGGCCUUCCUGCGCCUGUCCAAGCAGCUGCACCCUGACACAGACCCCUCCAACCCAGCACUGCACGGCCAGUUCAUCCAGCUGCUGGAGGCCUAUAGGGCACUGAGCCAGGCCGGGCCCCGCCCCCUUCACCAGGCCUGGACCCCACCACGUCCCCCUCCACCACGCCCAGGCCCUGACCCCUGGCAGGCCCCGCCCCCUUACAGAGAGAGCCAGCGGUACUGGGAGCAGUUCCGGACGCCUCCCCCUGGCGGCUUCACGGGCUCCGAGGCUGAGCACAUCCGGCUCUGGAACCAGCGCAUUUUCACCUACUGCAUCCUGCUCAUACUGGGCGGGAUGGCCAUCCACUACUUGGCCUACAGGGAGCUGCAGCAGGCCAACAAGAGGUACAUGGAUGAGAAGGAUGAACGCAUCUCCAGGAUCUACAAGGAGGCCAAGGAGCGUGCCCGGGUCAACGGGCUGCAGAAGCAGCAGGAGCUGCUGGAGCAGAAACACGCGGAGCUGGUGGCCCAGUACCGGCUGCACCACGGCAGGGCACCCCCCUGGGCGUGACACUGCGCACGGCCCCACACGUGUGUCUGUGCUGGGAAAUAAAGCCCUGCUGCCAAA